This is a messenger RNA of Phalaenopsis equestris, 590 nucleotides long. Its product is annotated as vesicle-fusing ATPase-like. The record is from RefSeq and is a predicted model, not a curated record. Gene Ontology annotation, cellular component: Golgi stack. Gene Ontology annotation, molecular function: ATP hydrolysis activity. The annotation marks the transcript as partial. Gene Ontology annotation, biological process: Golgi to plasma membrane protein transport; SNARE complex disassembly; intra-Golgi vesicle-mediated transport. NCBI's taxonomy places the organism in Eukaryota, Viridiplantae, Streptophyta, Magnoliopsida, Asparagales, Orchidaceae. The transcript is spliced from 4 exons.
CGUUUACACCCACUUUUCUCAAAUUACUUGACGACGAAGAAGCCAACGAAGAGCGAGGUUGGCUUUCAAAGCUAUCCCGAUUCCGAUCCCGACCUUCCUAGUAAUUCCACUUCUCUCAGCUGUCGCAGAUGAGGGGAAAUCCAGAGCGAGGCGGCGCAUGGGCUACAAUGAUCGUUGUGAACACGCCGAGCCAGGAGUUCGCUCUCACCAACUUUGCCUUCUGCUCUGCCGGCGAUUUUCGGAAGUUCGCAACACCGGGAUCCGGCUCGGCCCUGGUUCUCGUUGGAGAUUCUCUUGUUCUUUCCCUCAUUAAGCAUGGCAACAUUCCGGAUGGUCAAAUUGCUCUUAAUUCUAUCCAACGCCGGCACACAAAAGUCUCGGCCGGCGAUCAAAUAUCUGUUAUUACAUUUUUUCCGCCAUCUUGUUUUUCUCUAGCAUUGCUUACGCUUGAGCUGGACAAUGUGAAAGCAAAAGCAAAUAGAAAUGAAGAGCUAGAUGCUGUCGUUCUUGCACAACAUCUUCGUAAGAAGUUUGUUAAUCAGGUCAGGAAAUUAUAUUUCUUAAUUUUUUUUUUUUUUUUUUUGAAGGAA